CAUUGCACAGGUUUUUAAGGCUUAAGCUACAGCUGCUGAAGAACAUGAGGAAGUAUGUAAUUGAUCUCAAUAAUGUCAUGCUUCCUCGUGCUAACUCAGCGUAUGUUGAGCGUUUGUCGGUCUAGAACUUUAUAAGUAUAGUAGUAGUUUUAGGGUAUUUAAUUAAAGUUGUUUCAAUGGAUUUUGUUAAAUUGUCUGUCCUUAGCCAAGUGAGCUCUGCAAUGUUCAUGUUAGGGAAUGUUUCAGCUACACAGUUAUAAUUAUUAAAACAACAUAAAAUAUAUCUGUAUACAUUAACUAUCUGUCAGCUAGACAACCAUUUGUUUUAUAUUUGGCAACGACGAAGCGAUUUAAAUAAGUCAUUAGUUGAGCGGCAAACUUGACAUCGGGAAUAGUUUCAUAACCUCGAUAUGUUAUUGUCGGUUGAAUUUUUUUAGUAUGUUGAUUUAAAAGCCCUCAGUAUGAGUAGGGGACCAAUAAAAAGCAAAUCGGCCCAGGGCUGCAUGAAAAUAUCAAGUUUUUUUGCGAAAAAAGGCGAUCCUGUUCCUAAACCAGUGAAACUUUUGACACCCACUGUGAUAUCAGAAAUCAUCAACAUUGCCUCAGACGAAGAGCAGUACGAAAAUAUGCCUAAUGGCAACCGCAAACCUGAGCGAAAUAAGCGAAAAUCUGAAGAUCACGGGCUGAGCCCCCCUAUGAAAAAAAUUACUAUGCAAUCAAAUCAAGCGGGUGCUGCUGAUGCAGAAAGUCCAGUCCUAGUUCCUUCUACAAGUGGAUGUACAUCAUUGCAAAACCAUUCAAAGAUCAGUGUAAAAUCGCCAGAGAAACUUCUAAGCCCUGCGGCAUUUAAUGACUAUCUAACAUCAGGUAGAAACGUAGUUUGCGUGAGUUCAACGGAAAAAUGGACGCCUCCUAAAAAAGAUCAAAUAAAAGCAAAUAUUACAAAAAGUUCUUCCAAGAAGUCGGAGACUACACCUAGCAAGAAACGAAGAACGCCCAAAAAAUUGUUUGAAGUGUCGCCGAUUAAUAUAAACCAAUUCAAAGUGGAAGUUUUGGAAAAUUUCAUUAAAUUCUCCCCAGCUAAACGAGAAGCUGAAGAUGCUGACCAAAUAACGCGAAGAAAAUCCCUACAAAUCCAGAAACAAAAUGAAAAAACCCCGGUAAAAACUUCUGAGCCCCCGUGUAAACAUGGCACCAGUAAGUCCUCGCCUGCAGCAAGAGUUAGAACUAAGCUGAACUUUGAUAAUAUCAGGCCGCCUGGUAAGGUGACUGUUUCUCCAAAAAUACAAAAAGCUGUACAUCAAGAAGAUAAUUCUCCUGAAGAUUUGACUUUAGUUUUCGAUGACAUCAACUGGAAUCUUGAUGCAGACCUUCUGGAAUCUGGCGAUUACACUUUGGACCUCACCGAUCCUCAGCAUUGUAAAGUGGUUAACGUGAAUCAAUAUGCAACUGAGAUGGUUGUCGUUGUUAAAUCAACACAGAGAAAUGAACAAGCUUUGUGCUAUUUACGAGACUUUUGGAUGUACUCGAAACUAUGUAUUGCCGACACAGUUCGCAUCACUGCCGUUAAAAAUCAUGAUAUAUGGCUGGUAGAUAAUCAAAAUGGAUUUUUAGUUUUCGAGCCAGAUCUCUUAGUGUCCACCACAACAAUAGUAAACUCAGUGUUUUGCAAAAGGCAAACGGUUUUUAAGGAGAAGUUUCGAGGCUUCGAUCCCACUAAUAAAUUCAUGAUUGUAGGCUCAAUGGUACAUGCUUUGCUACAGGAUGUUUUGCGAAACAAAUGGUUUGAACUCAUAGAUAUUGAAAGAUGUGCUUUGGAGAUGUUGCAGAAAGCCGAGUUUACCAGACAGCUAUAUGGCUGUGGGGAAACUACUGCCAAUAUUGCCGAAGAAUUCCUCAACUACGUGCCACAAGUUGGCGAAUUUGUAAAAACAUACGUGCAGAGUGGCCAAAGUAAAGUCCCCAAAAAGGGUGCCUGGAAGGGCAGAAUCUCGGAAAUCGUGGACAUUGAGGAGAACAUUUGGUGUCCCGAUUUGGGUGUUAAAGGGAAAGUUGAUGUAACAAUCAGAACCGAAGCCGGUCUCAUGCCUCUUGAGGUCAAAACGGGACGAGCAACUGUUUCCCUUGAGCAUAGAGGGCAAGUGAUGCUGUAUAUUAUGAUGAUGAGCAAGUUGGGCUAUUCAGUCUCAUCUGGUCUGUUGCUGUAUCUAAAGGAGGGCGCCGUGAAAGAAAUUCCCUCAUCUGCGAUCGAAAAAAGAGACUUAGUAAUUCUGCGCAAUGAUCUGGUUUAUUACUUGUCAAGAACCCCUGAAGUGGCCACAACCCCCAAUGGAAAAUACCUGAAGCCUGCAGAAGUGCCUGAAACAAUCAAUCACUCAGGCUGCAGCAAAUGUGCCUACAGUGGCAUUUGCAUGGCUUACUCCAAAUAUGCCAAUGAAGAUGUUUCUUCAAAAAAAUCAUUACAACAGAUUCACAACAAUCUCGACAAUUAUAUAACAUCUACCCACAUCGACUAUUUCAUGCAUUGGAGCUCGUUAUUGUCCAUUGAAAUGCCCGAAAGGAAUGGCGCUAAAGAUAUAAGGGAUAUUUACACUUUGAAGCCAGAGGAGCGAAAAAGCAAAGGAAAGUGCCUGAUUGAUUUGGAAAUUACUGACGUUACCGAGGAAUUCAGUGGUUUAUAUUUAACAACGUUCGCCCAUAAUCAACAACAAGCAGACAACUUCCUGCUUAGUGGCUUUCUUGAGAACACUUAUGUUGUGGUGAGCACUAAGACCCGUCCCGCUGUAGCCACAGGCCUGAUAGCUGAUAUUUCCAUGCACUCCGUAUCAGUAAAUUUGGAUAGAAACCUUCAAAAAAAGUACAGCAAAGCAAUAUUUUUCCUAGACUAUUACGACUCUACGAUAUUCCUCACAUAUAACUUAGCAAGUUUAUCUUUGAUUUUGGACACAACGACUGAAAGGUCGAACCGAUUGCGAAGCAUAGUUAUAGAUAAGCAGCCCGCAACAUUCCAGCCAAAACUACCAAAAUGUUUGGCAGGAAAAGCCAGGCCUAUCUUGAAGCGACUGAAUAAAGUGCAGCAAAGAGCCGUUUUGAAAGCAAUUGCCGCCAAGGACUAUUUCCUGAUUAAGGGAAUGCCUGGAACUGGAAAAACUGCCACAAUAGUGGCACUAGUUCAACUUCUCAUUGAGCUGAAGAAAACCGUGCUUAUUACCAGCCACACUCAUUCUGCUGUUGAUACCGUUUGCCUCAAGCUCGUAAAUUUCGGAGUCAGUUUUAUGCGCUUGGGAAACGAAGCAAAGAUCAAUCCGAGCCUGAAAAAAUUCUCUGAGUAUAGCUUUAUUAAAGACUGCAAGACCCCUGAAGACCUUGCAGCUGUUUACAACAGCGUCCAAGUUCUGGCAGUAACAUGCCUAGCAUCAGGCCACUCAAUCCUUUCUAAAAGAAACUUUGAUGUUUGCAUAGUAGACGAAAGCACUCAAGUGCUUCAAUGUUCAGUUUUCCGGCCGCUACACGCUGCAGACACUUUCAUACUGAUUGGAGAUCCUGAUCAACUGCCAGCUGUUGUGAGGAAUAAAACUGCGGUUGAACUGGGAAUGAGGGAGAGUCUGUUUGAGCGGCUGGACUCUCCGGAGUCGUGCAUCUCAUUGAACUUGAACUAUCGAAUGAAUGAGCCAAUUACCGCAUUAGCGAAUGCGCUUACAUAUGGAGGAGAGCUGAUGAUUGGCGCUGAGAGAAUAGCUAAGGCUUCAGUGAAUAUUCCUAAGUUUAACCAAAUUAGCGCUAGCUGCAAUAAAUGGCUUGUGGAAGCUCUGGAUACCAAACUGGAAAAUGCUGUUAAAUUCAUUGAUACCGGACCGGUGUGGAACUUGACAAAAAGUGCAACUUGGGCGCAAGAUUUCCGCUACGAGGCUUUACAGUCUCAAGAACACCACGGAUCUUUUAAUAUCUUUGAGGCCGCUCUAAUAUACCGUUUGGUGAAAGCAUUGCUCAAUGAAGGCGAAGUGCCUGCCGAGCAUAUCGGAGUUAUUGCCACUUACAGAAUUCAAGUAGCUUUGCUGACUGAGUUGUUGAAGUCGAGCAAGGUCGAAGUUAACACCGUGGACCAGUUUCAAGGCAAGGACAAAAAUAUCAUCUUGUACUCCUGCUCAAAGUCGAAAGAUCUCAGUGAAGAAUGGAAAGAUAAUAACUUUGAUCUAACUGAGGAUAAAAGACGGCUGAAUGUAGCCAUUACGAGAGCCAAACAUAAGCUGAUAAUUGUUGGGGAUUUGGGGACGUUGCAAAACUACUCGACUUUCAAAAAAAUUAAGCCCCAAUUGGAAAACAACGUUAUAAAGCUUCGAGGCUGUGAAGGGUUCCAUUGGGAUGCUGUUCUGGAUUUUCAAAGUUGAGCUACAGAUGAGAACCGAACUUUAUUCUCGGAGAAUUGUCCCAACGUGUAUUUUUGAUAUAAGCGUUUAUUUAUACCUUUACUGUAAGUGAUGUUAAGUUAAUUUAUGCUCAACUGUGAGCUAUGUACUUUUUCAUAGUUUUAUAUAACCUUUGAGAUUUAAUUUAAAAUUAACCUUUAAGGAAAUGUUUCAUCGGCUACAAAUUCCAGGAAAGCAAAAGUGUUGUUUUCUCAAAUUUAUACGCUCAGAAACAAUUCGUUUUUAUUUACUCAAUAUCUAUAAUAAAUUCUUAUUUUCCGUAAAA
Dendroctonus ponderosae (mountain pine beetle) is the source of this 4692-nucleotide messenger RNA. It is a transcript of the gene Dna2, whose product is annotated as DNA replication ATP-dependent helicase/nuclease DNA2. Gene Ontology annotation, biological process: replication fork reversal. The transcript has 2 exons. Gene Ontology annotation, molecular function: 5'-flap endonuclease activity; single-stranded DNA helicase activity. NCBI's taxonomy places the organism in Eukaryota, Metazoa, Arthropoda, Insecta, Coleoptera, Curculionidae. The record is from RefSeq and is a predicted model, not a curated record. The coding region runs from base 462 to 4388 and encodes 1308 amino acids. Gene Ontology annotation, cellular component: cytoplasm.